This is a messenger RNA of Hevea brasiliensis (rubber tree), 1369 nucleotides long. RefSeq lists its product as uncharacterized. The transcript is spliced from 3 exons. The record is from RefSeq and is a predicted model, not a curated record. Bases 164 to 1084 code for a protein of 306 amino acids. Lineage: Eukaryota; Viridiplantae; Streptophyta; Magnoliopsida; Malpighiales; Euphorbiaceae.
UAAAAUUAUGAGAUGGAGCCCCUCUCUUUCUCCUUCCCUCUGUGUCUGUGUGAGAGAUAGACUUUUAAAGAGAGACAGAAAGAGAUCGAAGUGCCUCACUUGGAUCUAUAUAUAAAUCUUGCCUUCUUUAUAUAUCUACCAAUAUCUCUAUCAUCUAUCAAAUAUGAGGAUUCGCAAGAACGCAAAACUCUCCUCCCUCAUCUUCUCGCACGCUUCGGGGCCUGAGGCGCUCCAGACACACGUGUGCCAGCUGAACCAGUCGCCAUGGGAUGUGAUUCCUUUCGCUCAAGAGACUUGCCCAUCUUCGCUUCACCAGUUAGAAGGAGAAGAUAGCUUUAAUGGAAAUGGGAGCUUAGGUGAUUCUAUUGGGGCUGUUGAGAGCAGCGCCGCGUCGUUAAUGGAAGACUCAGAAGACAAGGUAGCGAUAAAGAUGAGGGUCGAUAACAUGGUCAUCCACGAUAAUUAUGGAAUGGAAGGGAUCCCAGAGAAGAAGAGAGUGUUCGACGAUUACGGAGUGCUGAAAAUAGGUAACGAAUUCAAGUUUAAGAAAGGCGAGAAAAUCCACUGCUGUAACAAAAGUGAUGGUAAGGGCUGGCAUUGCAAGAAUGAGCCGAGAGAAGGUCACUCUAUGUGCGACCAUCACUUGCUCAAAUCCUAUGUCAACAACAACAAUGUUACUUGCUGUCUUGGUCUCCCUACUAGUCCGACCAGCAAGAAACAAGAAAAGGCUAUAACUGGGGUUCGCCGGGGCCGGGCAAAAGGAGCCAAGAAAGGGUCAUCAUCGAGCUCGAAUCCUUAUGAAUUUUACUAUUAUUCUGGGUUUGGGCCACUGUGGGGGAAGAGGAGAGGGGAAGGGAACAAAAGCGGGGUUAAAGAAACUGAGAUUGACGGCAUUAGCAUUGCCGCUGUGUCCACAUCUCAAAAUACGACGCCGUCUUCUACGCUUUCGCCAAUUGAAAAUCACGAAGAGUUCGAUUAUGUGGAUGAGGACGACGACGACGACGAGGAUAGCGAAAAUGCCGAUAGCGGGAAGAAGCGGAUGCGAAAACCAGUGAAAGCAAGAUCCUUGAAGUCCCUCAUGUAAGAAAAGAGGGUUUUGGGGGCCGAGGAAAAUUCAGCUGCUUCUUGUUUUUAUUAUUUCUGUGUUUAUUAUCCGUUGUUUUUUUUUUUUUUUUUUUUUUUUUCUUUGCUGCUUGUAAUAAUUUUGGUGCGUACUUUGUUUUGUUGUGUUGUAUGGGGGGUGAGAUUAUAAUUUCUCUGUAACAUGACAGUAGGAGUAAGUAUAGGGUGUGCGUCCUGCAGACCAUGAAGAUUGUAUUAGUCAACCCUUUAUGGAUUGAAGGGUAGAAUUGUAAUCUGACUUUUCUUA